UUGAUCUAGAAAUUAUAUUAUGUAGUCCGGUGAACUGCGCCGAAUACUUGUGAUAGUGUCAUUGUUAAUACCUUUUGUUUCUUUGUGAUUUCGCGACGAUACGGACGUGGAGAUAACAAAUUCUUGUUUACCGUUUUAAGCGAGUCUUUAUUACAGUCGCUUUCGUGGUUCUCAAGCCUCAAGGUUUGAUUAGAAAAAACAACAAGUUGGAUUCUUUUUGUGUGUAUGGGUGAUUAAUCAUCAAGUUUAUAGUAAUUAUAACUCUUGUCAAUGGUGUCUAAUUGUGUAUUUGUAGGACUUUUAUCUGGCGAUGGCGACAAACAGGAGCGGUGCGGCACAGCGUCCGAACGGCGCUCCCCAAACGAAGGUGUGCCAGUUCAAGCUGGUGCUGCUCGGCGAGUCGGCGGUGGGCAAGUCGUCGCUGGUGCUGCGCUUCGUGAAGGGCCAGUUCCACGAGUACCAGGAGAGCACGAUCGGCGCCGCCUUCCUCACGCAGACCGUCUGUCUCGAUGACACCACCGUCAAGUUCGAGAUAUGGGAUACGGCGGGACAGGAAAGAUAUCACAGCUUAGCACCUAUGUACUACAGGGGCGCGCAAGCGGCCAUCGUCGUAUAUGAUAUUACUAAUCAGGACACAUUCGGGCGCGCCAAGAACUGGGUAAAGGAGCUCCAGCGGCAAGCGUCACCGUCCAUAGUGAUAGCGCUGGCCGGCAACAAGAGCGACCUCGCCGCCAAGCGCAUGGUCGAGUUCGAGGAGGCGCAGGCCUACGCCGACGAGAACGGCCUGCUCUUCAUGGAGACCAGCGCCAAGACCGCCAUGAACGUCAACGACAUAUUCUUAGCUAUCGCGAACAAGUUACCAAAGAGCGAGGGCGGCGGCGCGGGCGCGAUGGGCGCGCGGCGGCUCGGGGACGCCGAGCAGCCGCGCUCCUCCUCCUGCUGCAAGUGAUACCGCAACACUCACUCGACACAAUCGCCGUUAGGUGCGGGCGUGCGCGCGGGGCGAGGUAUGUAGCAGGCACAGCCGCCAGCUCCCGCCGGACAUACACACACAGCUGGUCCUACUUAGCGAGCUUUACGAGGACAACACCCACAAGCGGAAAACAAUAUUAUACAUCUAGGAAAAAAACUCUACGCCUCGUAAAAAAAACAUUAUUUAGCCUCCAAGAUUACAUUCUCAUCGCAUACCUGCUAAUCUUCUCCAAAUUAGCUAGAGUUUCGUCUCGCGAGGCAGUCUAGGCUCUAUACACUACGUAUAACUAUUUACUUCCCGCAAUAUUAUUCUACGAAACUAGCGCGCCUCGCGACUCGGCCUCCCGAUACAAGUGUGUCUGUACGUCCGCGCGGGCUGCGUCAAAACAUUAUAUUAUAUUUAAAAAAAAACAAGCUAAUUAUAAAAAAUGAUAACUAGUUUUAAAACUUAUUUGUAACUGUAAUGAGAAAUGUAAUAAAAAUGAUUAUAAUUACUUUCGUUUGUAUCAAGUUAGCAGUGCACUGUGCCGUAGGGUUACUUAACGAGAUUCCUUCGUUCUAGCAGUAAUUGAGCUUGUGUUAAACAAUAAAACAUUAAGAAAUAUACUUCAGUUGGGGGACUGUGUAGGACUCACGGACCAGAUGAAUUCGUUCUUGGCUACAUACCCUUAACUCACCUCCUUUACCGGGCUAAGGAUGUCUUGUGCCCAUAACAUAACUCUUUCUUCUUUUUAAUUUAAAUCGAGAUCAAUGGUAUUACUAUUUCUCCAGCUAAAGUAUAUUGCGUUUGAAAUAGAAGCGUUUAAUGUCAAAAUUAAUUGGUGAAGGUGCAUUUACAUUCGUGUAUCGUUAGAUAUACAUUUAAUAUUAUUUCAUCCAUCAGUUCACGUCAGUGUGGCGAUCAACAACACAACUUAUAUUUACAUAUUAUUUUUCGUUGUUGGCAACUGUUAUAAGUAUUUAAAAUCUUUACCUCUUUUUGUGAAAGUUGUGUUUGUUGUUCGCCAUAAUAAUUAGCUUGCAUCAUUUAAUAAUAUUCUUUUACUUAUAAAUGUUAUCUUUAGUGUAUAUUUUCGUUGUAUGUAUUUCGUUAAAUUUGUAUAAUAAAUGAUUUUUACUGUCUAAAACGUGUCUUCAACCCGAAAACAUGUUACGCUUCGUAAACUAUUGUAAUUUUAUAUAAACACUAGAGUAACAUUUAUAAGUGUGAAGUUUAAGUAGGUAGCGUGGCGCCCGCCUCUCGGCCGGAGCCUCCUCACUCACCUGUCGCUACGCGUAUGUUCCUAGACAUUUCAAUACACUCGGCGACGUGCUCCCAACACAACAUGACUAAUGGGAAACUCCCAUUACUAUGUCACUGUUGGGAAUACAACUCCAAGUGAAGGAACCCUUGA
Molecule: messenger RNA, 2366 nt
Organism: Trichoplusia ni (cabbage looper)
Lineage: Eukaryota; Metazoa; Arthropoda; Insecta; Lepidoptera; Noctuidae
Gene: Rab5
Product: ras-related protein Rab-5B
Exons: 6
Coding region: 311-949 (212 amino acids)
Molecular function (GO): GTP binding; GTPase activity
Source: RefSeq, a predicted model, not a curated record